Penaeus chinensis is the source of this 1718-nucleotide messenger RNA. Its product is annotated as glutaminase kidney isoform, mitochondrial-like. The transcript is spliced from 10 exons. Gene Ontology annotation, molecular function: glutaminase activity. The record is from RefSeq and is a predicted model, not a curated record. The coding region runs from base 372 to 1703 and encodes 443 amino acids. Gene Ontology annotation, biological process: L-glutamine catabolic process. NCBI's taxonomy places the organism in Eukaryota, Metazoa, Arthropoda, Malacostraca, Decapoda, Penaeidae.
GGCCGAGGGAGACUAGUGCUCAGCGAGGCGCCCGCGGCUUCACUCGUUCUCGCUCUGGUCUUGGUUGCUCUGUCGGACGAACCUGUGCUCGCAGUGGGAUUUGGAGAUUCACGCGCAGAGGACCCGUCAGCCAGAAAAGCUCUUUGGUUACGCCAACUCGUUUAGAUCAACGCUUUAAAAACGAAAAUUUGGGGCGGUUGUCCCGCUGCCAGUUCCCGAGCGAACACCGCGCCCAAAGCCCCACUAACAGUCGCCUCCACUAACAACUAGGCCUCCAGCCCCCGAGCGGAGCACCCUAGGCCUCCUCCAGAAGGCCUAGCCAGAGACCUCGUCCUCCACCUCCUCCUCCUCCUCCUCCACUCCGCCUCGCCAUGGAUCAGGUUGGUCGAGCCGUUCGCAGGGCGGCUCCCGUGGGCUGGGCGUUCUUUAAUCACGCCCACAUCGCCGCCCUCCGCGCCCACCCGUCUUGCAUGCCCCUUAUUCUGCUCCGAAGUAGACACUCGAGGCCGUCCUGGCCUGCCCCGGGCGCCGCUGCAUGCCGCAACCUCUAUGUGUCCGCCCAGCAGGACGCCUCGUGGAGGGACAGCAUCUGCAUCUCCGUGGACUGCGAAGAUGAGCCAGUGGCAGCCAUCAAUGUGGAGGACCAACUCUUCGACAUGUUCAAGGACGACACGGACCAAAAGGUCCACAUGGGGAGAUUUCUGGCCGCUCUCACAGACACAGGCUUGAGGAAGACGGACCCGCGCCUCCUUGAGCUGAGGAACAACCUGAUGGAAGUCCACACCAGCCUCGAGUACCCGGAGGACUCUUCCAUCAACGCUCUGCAGCUUGAAAAAGGAACAUUUAAGAGGCAUCAACGGUCACGCUCGCAGAGCCCGUCAGUCAACGGAUCUCCUUCCCACCGCGCCUAUCCCAUCACGUCUCCCACAUCAAGAUGGCUCGACAGACCGCAGUUCAAGAAGGUGAUUCAGGACAACAUUGUCUUGAUAUCGAGGGCCCUCCGGCACCAAUUUGUCAUCCCAGAAUGGCUUGACUUCAUCUCACACAUCGAAGAGUUCUACUGGUCCGUCAAAGGGCUGACAGGAGGAAAGGUUGCCUCCUACAUCCCGCAGCUGACGAGGUUUAGCCCCGACCACUGGGGGGUGUCGGUGUGCACCAUUGAUGGCCAACGGUAUUCUAUUGGCGACACUGAUAUUCACUUCACCAUGCAGUCUUGUAGUAAACCAGUAACGUAUGCGAUUGCUCUUAAUGAACUGGGUAACGAAACAGUCCAUAAAUAUGUAGGGACUGAACCCAGCGGUCGUAUGUUCAACGCAAUUGUCCUCGACUAUAAUGAUAAACCACACAAUCCCUUGGUGAACGCUGGCUCUAUACUCGUUAAUGGUCUCCUACAAAGUCUAGUCAAAUCCGAUAUGUCUUCGUCCGAAAAAUUCGAUUACCUUCAGCAGUAUUUUAAGCGCAUGGCCGGGGGCGAGUACGUGGGCUUCAGCAACGGCACCUUCCUGUCGGAGCGGGAGAACGCCGACCGCAACUUCUCGCUGGGCUACUACAUGCGCGAGAACAAGUGCUUCCCCGAGAAGUGCGACCUCAUGGCGUCGCUCGAUCUCUACUUCCAGGUAGCUGCAGUCCCCGCUUAUGGUCUCGCUUUUUCUGUUAGCAUUAUUAGUUCUUAUUACUGUAAUUAUUUUUAUUAUUACUGUUAGUAUGAUUAUUAUUAU